This is a messenger RNA of Eruca vesicaria subsp. sativa (arugula), 1221 nucleotides long. The record is from the annotation of a GenBank genome assembly. NCBI's taxonomy places the organism in Eukaryota, Viridiplantae, Streptophyta, Magnoliopsida, Brassicales, Brassicaceae.
AUGUCGAGUGAGGAGGAAGUCCAGAACGAACUUAAGGACGGACUGCUGAAGGAGACACAAGAAAGAAAGGAUCAGCACGACGAGUUCAACGGAGCUUCUUUCACUGAAGGCGUCUUGAAGCUCGCAACAACGAUCAUCGGUGCUGGUAUCAUGGCUUUGCCUGCGACGAUGAAGAUCCUCGGACUUGUUCCCGGAAUCGUGAUGAUCGUUCUCAUGGCUUUCUUGACAGACAAGACGAUUGAGUUGUUGCUUAGGUUUAGCGGAAUCGGGAAAGCGAGAUCGUACGGUGGUUUGAUGCAAGAUUCUUUUGGUACACCUGGAAGGAUUGCGUUGCAAGUUGCUGCUCUCUUUACCAACAUUGGGGUUUUGAUCGUUUACAUGAUCAUCAUUGGUGAUGUGUUGGAGGAUAUGCUUGAUGGAUGGCUUGGAAAGAGCUGGUGGGACAAGAGAGCUAUUGUUCUUCUCGUUAUAUCUCUCUGUUUAAUUGCUCCAUUGACAGCCUUCAAGCGGAUUGAUGCUUUGAGAGUCACAUCUGCCAUAUCACUUGGUCUAGCGGUUGUUUUUCUUGUCUUCACUGCGGGAAUCGUCGUAACAAAGUUUUGUUUCAGAGUCCACGAUAUACAGAACGAGCUUGGAGACGCCACCCAGAUCAAACCUGUUGUCCGAUCAGCUCUUUUCAUAUCCUCCUCAGUUUACAUAAUGACAAGCUUGUUCGGAUACCUGUUGUUUGGUGAUUCUACUCUUGCUGAUGUUCUUAAAAACUUUCACCACGAUCUUAAAAUCCCUUAUGGUCCGGUUCUCGGUGGCGCAGUCAGACUCAGCUAUGCAGCUCAUCUCCUGCUUGUGUACCCUAUUAUCUUCUAUCCUUUGCGGGCUAACAUUGACGGUCUCUUGUUCCCUACGGCUCCAUCACUUACUACCUCUAAUCUGAGGUUUGCCUCCAUCACUGCGGGUCUCAUUGCUCUAAUCUUUGUUGGUGCAAACUUCAUUCCAAGCAUCUGGGAUGCUUUCCAACUCACAGGAGCUACAGCUUCUGUCUGCAUCGGUUUCAUAUUCCCUGCUGCUGUCAUCUUAAAGAAUCGUCACAACCGUACAACAAAGAUGGACAAGACUAUAGCCAUUUUCGUGAUAGUCCUUGCCGUUUUCUCCAAUGCAAUCGCCUUGUACUGUGACGUUUACGCCUUAUUAGUCAAGAAAAAGAGAUCCACAUUCCCAAUGUGA